Molecule: messenger RNA, 2037 nt
Organism: Puma concolor (puma)
Lineage: Eukaryota; Metazoa; Chordata; Mammalia; Carnivora; Felidae
Gene: CCDC81
Product: coiled-coil domain containing 81
Cellular component (GO): microtubule organizing center
Source: RefSeq, a predicted model, not a curated record
AUGAAGAAAGAAAAGAGACCCGUUAAGGACUCAGCCCCGAACCAAAUGAACACCAACAUAUUGGACACCAUCGUCCCUUCCUUGCGGGACCUGAGCAAGCCGGUGCUGCGUACUCUUCGUACUCUUCGGUCGCUGAGCCAGGAGGAAGUGUCUACUAUCUGGGGGAAUGUGUCAGAAUUUGUGCAACGACAGCUAUCCCUACAAAAGGGUGUUCAGAUCCCAGGGCUUGGAACUUUUACUUUCAUGAGACAAAAAAUUGACGUGGGAAACAGCAAGUUUAUUCUGAUUCAGAGACCCAUAUUUAUCAUGGCAGAGAAGUUAGUACGGACCCAUGAACUCAAACAAAACAAAACAUACAUUCCUGGUGAUAUUCCCGUUGUUCCACUUAAUUUUGUCACGAUAUCCCUGCAGGGUCCAUUUAGCAGGGAUACAGUGGAAAACUGUGUGAAAGAAACUUUGCUUUUUUUAUCACGAUCCAUUUCCACCAAACCAAAUGUGGAGUUUACUUUCAAAGGAAUCGGGAUCCUCACGAUUAAAGGCGGCAAAGUGAAGAUGAGAUUUUAUAAGGAUUUCCUUUCUAAAAUGGAUGGAACUGGGGCUUUGGCAGAAGCCCUCGCAAAUAGGCCUGGCACUGUGGACUCCGUGUUGUCCAGCGGAGAGAGCUCAGAGAAGCAAUCCAAGUGUGGGUGUGCAUUUCCAAGGAUUGAGAUCAAGACGUUGGACAAAAAACCACCUAUGGAGACCAUUGUAGAGGAAGAUGAAAAUGAAAUGAAUGGACAAGAGAAGUGCGAAUUAAAAGACCAUCCAAGCAAAGAAGGCGUCAGAGAGAUCAUAACACACAAGAGACUUCGAGAAAAACAUGCUCUCUCUCCUUUCAAAGUGACAAACAUCAGCUUUCCAAACAUGGCGGAGCAGAAUGUUAGUGGUGGUAAGAGUGUGAACCGCGAAAGCUUAUCAUCUCCACGUUAUUUGAAAGAUUACAAUAAAAUGAAGCAUAACAUUUCUCCAGCCACUGGUUGCCAGGAUCAUACUAAGGCAGGGCAGGAAUUGUGUUAUGUGUGUUUGCAACGAGCGCUGCGCAAUUUGCCACGACACCACAGCAGUGAGAGGAAGAGAGGGGAGAGAGAAAAUGAGCAACACAUUCGGCAGUAUCAAAUGAUGAAGGAUCAAGAGGAGCUCCAGAAACACCAGAUGAGAAAUCUGGCUAAUAGAGCACAGAAUCAAAAAAAUGCUGCCUAUAAUCUUGGAGUUGCUGAAGCUAUAAGAAUCCACAAGAAGGAGAAACCUGAAUUUUGUAAAUCUUUCCUAUUUGAUAAACGGCCACUCAGUUCUGAGAUUAAUGCUUUUAAACAAGAAGAAUAUUCCCAAAGUCUCCUGAAACAAAUGGAUAACAGACGGGAAAAGCAAAUAAAGCAAAGACAAAACAGAGAGCUGAUGGGCCGCCUAGAACAAAAGCAUCUCACAGAGGAACUUGAUGCACAGAGAGCCAAAUACAUCAGAGAUAAGAUGGAAGACACCCAGUGUUAUAAGAGAGCUUUGGAUGCACAGAUAAAGAAUAAAUCCAUGCAAAUGUCCACGUUUGAGCCAGAGCCUUGUGAACCCAUCUUUGCUAAGGAUGAGAGUGAAAUGAUGGUGCAAAAGCGAAAGCGAGACCAGAAAUACAUGAAGCACCAGAUGGAGACCGCUGCUAGCCAGAAAAGAAGGACCAUCUUGCAGCAUCUGGUGGGACAGAAGCAGGAUUUGCAGAUGCUUCAGAGGACACAAAAAGAACACCUGGCAGACAGAAAGGCUGAGAUGGAGCGGGUGAAGAGAAUGAACGAGAGCUUGUUGAAGGACUGGGAAAGGAGCAUUGCAAUGAAGAAACAGCGGGACAUGGAGGAGAAGGCUUUCCAGCGGUCUGCAAACAAGCUCUUUAUCCUGGACCAGUGCGAGAGAUAUUUGCGCUGCAAGCAGUGCCAGAGGAGCACCAACAAUAAGGGCAGGAGCAACGUGUGGCCAUUCAACCAGCACCUGCCUGGCUCGCGGUUCUUUUCAUAA